Messenger RNA from Trametes versicolor FP-101664 SS1, 1755 nucleotides. Its product is annotated as fumarate reductase. Gene Ontology annotation, molecular function: FMN binding; oxidoreductase activity; heme binding. The coding region runs from base 1 to 1755 and encodes 584 amino acids. The transcript has 7 exons. The record is from RefSeq and is a predicted model, not a curated record. Lineage: Eukaryota; Fungi; Basidiomycota; Agaricomycetes; Polyporales; Polyporaceae.
AUGGCCCAAGUAAUCGUCGUCGGUGGUGGCCUCGCUGGUCUCUCGGCCGCCCACACGCUCCUUGAGCGCGGGGCCAAUGUCUUGCUCCUGGACAAGCAACCAUUCAUGGGUGGCAACUCCACGAAGGCGACAUCGGGUAUCAACGGUGCCGGCACACAAAGCCAGCAGGACCUCGGCAUCCCCGACAAUGCUAAGACCUUCUUCGAAGACACCAAGAAAUCGGCACGCGAACUUGCGCGCGACGACCUCAUCCGCGUCCUCACCGGUCGCUCCGGAGAUGCCGUCAACUGGUUGCAGGACAAGUUCCAGCUCGAUCUCUCCAAAGUCGCCCGUCUCGGCGGUCACUCGCAGCCCCGGACACAUCGUGGAGACGCCCAGUUCCCCGGCAUGGUCAUGACCUACGCGCAGAUGGAGCGCCUGGAGGACCUCGCCGAGAGCACGCCCGACCGCGUCCAGAUCAAGAAGAAGGCGCGCGUCACGCAGCUCAUCAAGGACCAGGCCGGCGCCGUUAUCGGCGCCGAGUACGUCCACAACGGCAAGACGGAGACCGCAUACGGCCCCGUCAUUCUCGCUACCGGCGGUUACGCCGCGGACUUCACCGCGGACUCGCUCCUGAAGAAGUACCGCCCUGAGUACUGGAACCUGCCCACCACCAACGGCGAGCACUGCACGGGUGAUGGCCAGAAGAUGGCCCUUGCGAUCGGUGCGAGCGCGAUCGACCUCGAGAAGGUCCAGGUGCACCCGACCGGUCUUGUCGACCCCAACGAGCCCGAGGCGAAGGUCAAGUUCUUGGCUGCGGAGGCCCUGCGUGGUGUCGGCGGUCUUCUCCUCGACAACACCGGCGCGCGUUUCGUCGAUGAGCUCCAGCACCGUGACUACGUCACUGGCAAGAUGUGGGAGAACGGCAAGUUCCCCAUCCGUCUUGUGCUCAACGGCGAUGCCUCGAAGGAGAUCGAGUGGCACUGCAAGCACUACGUCGGACGUGGGCUCAUGAAGCGCUUCGAGAGCGGAGAGGCGCUCGCGAAGGAGAUGGGCCUCAAGCCCGAGGUCCUGAAGAAGACCUUCGACGACUACAACAAGGUCGUGCGCGCGAAGAAGGACCCCUUCGGCAAGAAGUUCUUCUCGGGUGGCGAGUGGAAGUUCGACGACUACUUCAACGUCGCGAUCAUGACCCCUGUGCUUCACUACACCAUGGGUGGUCUUGAGAUCGACGCUGAGUCGCGCGUUGUCGACACGACCGGCAAGCCCAUCCCUGGUCUGUUCGCCGCCGGCGAGGUUGCAGGUGGUGUCCACGGCGCCAACCGUCUCGGUGGCUCAUCAUUGCUCGGCUGUGUCGUUUUCGGCCGUGUCUCCGGUGACUCCGCGGCGUCGUACCUCCUCCAAAGGAUCGGUCCCCUCGCGGAGAAGGCAGCAGGCCGUCUCGGCGCUGUUGCCGGCCACCUCGGUGCUGAGUCGAGCUCAAGUUCAAAGGUGUGCAUUCGUGAAAAGAAGGCUGAGGCUGCGCCAGCAGCGUCAGGGGAGAAGUCCUUCAGCGUUGAGGAGGUGCAGAAGCACAACAAGAAGGACGACUGCUGGGUGAUCAUCGACGGCAAGGUGCUCGACGUGACCGCGUUCAUGCCCGACCACCCGGGAGGCGAGAAGGCGAUCCUUCUCUACGCCGGCCGUGACGCGACCGAGGAGUUCAACAUGCUCCACGACCCCAAGGUCAUCCCUCGGUACGCGCCCGAGGCGGUCAUCGGCUCGCUGAAGAAGUAA